GUUGUGGGGCGUGGGUCGCUGUCACAGAAAAUAAUAUAUAAUAUCCAAGGUCUGGUUGUCUUUCUCUGUGCUUGGCCUCAUGUAGGUAGCUCUUCAUCUACCCUAACAUGAAUAUACGCACAUGCAUGGUCGAUUGAAUUACUUUUCAUUGCACCUUGACAUUGAUUUGUUAGACUUAUACAAUUUGAAUUAUGUAACAUGCAAAUGCAUGCUUAAGCCAUUGUCUGUAAUAUUCGAUGAUGGUCAUUGUCAAAAUUGCUAGUUUUUUGUUGUAGCAGAGUGCAGACAUCAACAAAAGAAUGAAGUCAAGUUUGGAUACAGAUACAAUGCCUUACAGGACUGAAACAAUAGCUUUACUCUGGAGUCUGGACUGCUAUGCUAUCUGAAGGGCUCUAAAUUGGUCAUAGUCAUGACCUUCCACAAUUUGUGACAUCCAGUGUUUCUUCAGUGUUUUUGCUAUUUGAUGUUCUAUCACUAGGUUUCUGUAAUGUAUUUAUAUUUUGACAGAUUUGACAUCAUACCAUGAAGAGAAAACAUGGUUCUGAAGAGGCCCAGCAAGGCCACUCAACUGAAACAUGCAACAAUGGCCCAGAGACAGGUCCAUCUGAGUCCCAGACCCGAUCCAUAUUUGACCCUGAGCCGGUCGCGAAGCAGCCUGCUCCGGCUCCAGCAGCAGAAUCGGCGCCACUGAGCCGCGCCCAGAAAGCGCAGAUCGAGCGCAACCGCCAGCGCGCCCUGAUGCUGCGCCAGGCGCGGCUGCGCGAGCACCCGGCGCAGGCGGCGCUCGACGGCGGCUGCGACGGAAGGGUGCUGCGCGUGCAGGGCACGCGGCUCGUCGACUCUGGCGGCGGCUUCUUCAUCGACGAGUCUGAGUCGGAGGCGCCGGCCGGGCCGCCGCCGCUGCGCGAAAAGCCGGCCCCGCUGCACAUCACGGAUCGGCCCGACUGCGACGAGUGCGGCGCGCCGGUAGCCUCCUCGUUCCUGGUGGACAGCUUUAACUGGCCCGUGUGCGACCCAUGCCAGAAGGAGAACAGCGACAAGUAUGCCCUCAUCACGCGCACAGAGGCCAAACAGGAGUACAUCCUUAAAGACGAGGACUUUGACAAGCGCGAGCCAGAGCUGCGCUUCAUCACCCGCCGCAACCCGCACAACCCGCGCUGGGGCCAGAUGAAGCUCUACCUGCGACUGCAGAUCGAGGAGCGGGCGCUCCAGGUCUGGGGAUCGGAGGAGGAGCUCGAGCGACAGCACGAGCUUCGCGAUAAGAAAAAGGAAAAGAUCAAGGUAAACAAGUUCAACAAACGUGUGAAGGAGCUUCGUAUGGCGGUGCGUAGCAGUGUGUACAAGCGGGAGCUGACGGGACACGAACACACCUACGGUGAGGAGGUGCACAAUGAUGCAGACGAUACCUACACACGGACCUGUACGGAGUGCGAUCACUCACAAACCUACGAGAAAAUGUGAGCCAGACUGUAAUUGCGGGACUGUUUUGAUGAAUGCAGCAAGACGAGCAACAGUGAAGCAAUAUGAUGAAUGGUGAAAAUAAUGUUGUACUUGUUAA
Amphibalanus amphitrite is the source of this 1558-nucleotide messenger RNA. RefSeq names its product DNA repair protein complementing XP-A cells homolog. Gene Ontology annotation, molecular function: damaged DNA binding. Bases 523 to 1461 code for a protein of 312 amino acids. Lineage: Eukaryota; Metazoa; Arthropoda; Thecostraca; Balanomorpha; Balanidae. The record is from RefSeq and is a predicted model, not a curated record. The transcript is spliced from 2 exons. Gene Ontology annotation, cellular component: nucleotide-excision repair factor 1 complex. Gene Ontology annotation, biological process: UV-damage excision repair; base-excision repair; nucleotide-excision repair involved in interstrand cross-link repair.